AUGGGUGUCUUGCGACCUGCCACAAUCGGAGCAGCUGCCUGUGCCACAGCGCUGAUGACCAUUCCUCCGCACACGGCGCGAGUGGUGAGUCAAGUCCUGGCGUCUGUCGGCAGCGGCAAGGUCCUGAUAGCAUCCGGCUUGAACUCCAUGGUCAGCUCCUACGUUGCGGGCCUCUCUGGGGGCCUUGUGGGCGCCGCUGUGGGCGGCGCCGCUGGACCGCUGGGUGCGGUCGUGGGUUCGGUCGUCGGAGCCGCAGCCGGCGGCGAGAGCGGGAAGUGGAUGGCACAAUCCCAGGUCGUUGACUUCCACCACUUGAAGCACUACCGGUACUAUACUUCCACUGCCGAUGGCCACCAGUAUCUGUCCCACCGCGCUACCAUUCAAGCGCCGGGAGCAGAGAUACUGGUCCUCAUCGUCUUGGUGCAGGCAGGGACAAACGGCGUGCGAAAUCUCUGGAGCUACGCGAACGGACAGAUGUCUGGCCAAGACAUGGCCGUGGCCUUCGGCAGAGAUUUGCGCGACGGGGUCAUUGUGUCGACCUCAGCGCAGGUGGUGCUGAAGGCGCUCCAGUGGGGCCAGGGCCAUGCCACCGGCUCCUGGAUUGCAUCUCUGAGUGCUACAACGCUGAGUCAACCUGUGCCGGUUCUAAUGGCAGUCCUCACCGGUGGGCUCAUUGCCUCGCAAUGCCUCCGCUACUCCAUGGGGACCAUUUCUCUGGAGCAGUUGCGCGCAAACUCCGUUCUCGCUGCCACCGUGUCUGGGGCAGGCAUCGCCACGAACGUGGUCUGCAUCGGGCUGCACCUGCCCUUCGUCAGUUGUGCCCUGCUGACCUGCACUGCCAGCAAUCUCGCCGGUUUGUGGGCCUAUGAGGCCUGGCGAGCCGGACAGCAGGAUGCGCUGGAGGACAAGUUGCUGGCGCUGGCUCGGGAUGUCUUCGGGGUCGGACCUGGGUCUGGUUCUCAGAUCGUGCAAAUGGUAUUGCAAGCCGUCUGCUUGUUUCUCUCGGUUUGUUGA
Messenger RNA from Symbiodinium natans, 1014 nucleotides. The record is from the annotation of a GenBank genome assembly. NCBI's taxonomy places the organism in Eukaryota, Dinophyceae, Suessiales, Symbiodiniaceae.